Messenger RNA from Saccostrea echinata, 8956 nucleotides. RefSeq names its product neurabin-1-like. Gene Ontology annotation, cellular component: cytoplasm; postsynaptic density; actin cytoskeleton. Gene Ontology annotation, biological process: neuron projection development; calcium-mediated signaling; actin filament organization. The record is from RefSeq and is a predicted model, not a curated record. Bases 185 to 5332 code for a protein of 1715 amino acids. NCBI's taxonomy places the organism in Eukaryota, Metazoa, Mollusca, Bivalvia, Ostreida, Ostreidae. The transcript has 23 exons. Gene Ontology annotation, molecular function: actin filament binding.
GUCAAAGGUUACAUAUUCAAGAUGUCGGCCUAUGUCAACGAAGUGGAGAGGGUUCCAAAAAAGUAAUGGGUAAAGACAUUCCAGUCUGGAUGACAGAUACCCCUUACAAAGGGGUUCUCAAUACAUGUAUGUAUUUGUGAGUACUCUGUGAUAUAAACUGUCCUCCUCGUAAAGAUGACUCGCCAUGACGUCAUAUAAAAGUCCCCGAGCAGAAAUACUAGCAGGAAGCCGUGUUCGCAGUGGAAGUGCUUUCUCUGAUGAAGGAUCUCAGAAAGAAAGCCCAGUGUCAUCCAGAACAUCUUCACUGAAUUCUUCCAACAUGGAGGGCAACACAGUUGGAGACUCUGCACUAAGAGGUAGAUUGUUGUAUGGGUCCAAUGUAAGCAGGAUGAAAGAGAAAUUUCAGCAAGGGUCCAGGAAACCUGAGGAGGCAAGGUCUCUGUCUGCUAGCAGGGCAAUGACAUCUGAGGGUGAUCGCUCGCCAGAGACCAAAAGGAAGAAAACAUGUGAUGUACAGUCUACCGGCAAUAUGCAGACGGAAAAUAAUCAACCCAACUUGCAUGAUGCUGCAAAUCAUGUACAGAGAUUUAUGUAUACCAGAGCCCUGUUUGCAAAAAUGGAAGAAAAAAGUAGAGCCCCUGUGGAACCUGUCCAACUAACCCGACCAAGAAAAUUGUCCUCCUCUGCGACAGGUCCAUUAUCUCCAGCCCUAUCUCCAGAUCAUACUAAAAGAGCCCCCUCUAAAGAUGCAACAGAGAGAAUUGAUAAAGAAUACCAGGCUCUGGAUUCGAGCAACACAGGUGUAAAAACAAAGUUUGAACAAAAGAGCACACACGCAUUUAGUAACAUGGCUGGAGGACUACUGUGGAAACGAAGGCAGUAUGAAAGUAGAGCUAAUCCAGAAUAUGCCAGAAAAGAGGAUUCAUUGGGAAAACAGAAUGGAGAGAUGGGGAGCAUGCUUCAUCGAGGAUAUGAUCAUUCAAUAUCAUCAAGGGGAAUGGGUGCAAGGAAAAUCCAGUCUGAUGAAAAUUUGUUAUCCAACAGUUCCAAGCAAGACAUAAAUGAACCAGGCACUCUUAGAUCCAGAUCAGAUUCUUUAGAAGCAGCAGGCACUACUCAGCAUUCUUCAUAUGAUGGAGAAAGACCUGUGACAUUACCCCGAAACUAUAAACCUUCUGAAAGUGUUGUAAUGAGACAAAAGAGGUUUGAUAGUGAUGGAAGGAAGGACAGUGCCAAAAGAUUAAGUAAAGAAGAAAUUCAGGCUGCAAUUAACAGAGCCGACUCCUACUUAUCCCACAAAUCAGAGACAAGCAAUGAUUUUCAAUCAAAAAGACGUUCAUGGGAACUGAGAGAACAAAUGUCUGAUAUUUCAGAAGGAAGUCUGUAUGGCUGGACCAAAAGCAAAAAUCAGAAAUUGUCUCGUUCAAUGGACUGUUUAGAAAACAGGAGUAAUGAAUCCUCUAUUAAUUCAGAAUAUAAUAAAGAGAUAAAGUCAGAAUGUGUGGGUCAUAGGGAAGAAGGAAAGUCCCCAUUGGUAGGAGAAAAAAAGAGUGUUUCAUCAUCCUCCAGACAAAUUCCAGGAAAUAAACCUCCCAUACCAAGUAAGCCUAACAUUACACUGAACACAGGAUCUAGUAGUGAUUCCUCUGUUUUGAGUAGUGCACCAGCCCGAAGACAGUCCCCUGUCCCCAAACGAACAGCACCCCCACCCCCUAACAGGACUCCUCCAUCACCCUCUAAAAAUACCCACCCACCACCUCUCUCCCCUACUAGUGAUUUAGUAAAUGAGUUAAAUGAUCAAGGGAAGAGUGAUUCUUUAAAAACAUCCCCUGUCAAUGAAAGUGUUGAGAAAAGGGUCAUUAGUGAAGCAAAGUUGGACUUAAAAAGUGUGAAUUCUCAUGAUAGUGCACCGCAUGUAAUUGACAAUGAAAGUGAAAGGCCUUACCAAAAUGUCACCAGUUCAAAAUCAGGUAUGCUUGAAUCUACUUCAUAUUAUCACUCAGAAAGAGACCAAAGGACUACAUCGCCAAAAGACAUUGAAGGAGAGAUUGUGCCAAAGGAGUCUACACUGGUUAAUCAGUCUGCCCACUCACCAUCUUCUGUGAUAUCCAACAAAGGAGUUGACAGUGACUCAGAUCUCUAUGAACCUGUGAUUCCAAAGUGCCACUUGCCACCCCCACCCCCUUAUCCUAACCCCCCUCCCCCACCAUAUCAGAGCCAUGUUUCUCCACCCAGUUCGGGUAACUAUUCCACUUCCCUGCCUUCCAUGGUAGACCAGCUUCCUGCCUCACAUCACUACGAGAAUGUGAAAUCCUCUACUUACGUUAAUGAUGAGAACUGUCAGGAAUUGCGGAACGGGGAGUCCACGCCACCAGUGAAGAAGCGCCCCACGGAUGUGCUGACAGAGGACUCCAACAAAUAUACAAGAACAGGCUCUAGGAGUGGUGUGUACUCAGAUGCCAAGACCGAGAUCCCUCCCAGAGAGGCAGGGGAUGGCCACGAGGAACCGGACACUGUCCACUCAGACAACCAGGCUGAAUUCCAUGAUUAUGUCAGUGUCUCGCAUGACUUCAUAGAGAUAGAGGGUCUGGACAGCACAGAUGAAUCGUCGGAUGAAGAACAAGACUACAAGAAAACAACUAAAGUCAAGUUCAGCAGGGCCCCAAUCAAGCUUUUUCACACAUUUUCUACUGAUGAAUAUGAUAGACGAAAUGAGGAUGUUGACCCAGUUGCAGCCUCAGCAGAGUAUGAAUUAGAGAAAAGAGUUGAGAAAAUGGAUGUAUUUCCAGUUGAUCUAAUCAAAGGUCCAGAGGGGUUAGGCCUCAGUAUCAUUGGUAUGGGAGUAGGUGCUGAUGCAGGGUUAGAAAAACUGGGAAUAUUUAUAAAGACCCUGACAGAAGGAGGCGCUGCUCAGAGGGACACAAGAAUUCAGGUGAAUGAUCAGAUUAUUGAGGUAGAUGGUAAGAGUUUGGUGGGUGUAACACAAGCUUAUGCUGCCUCUGUGCUGAGGAACACAAGUGGAAAAGUGCAAUUUAUGAUUGGGAGAGAAAAGGACCCGAGUAGAAGUGAAGUGGCUCGUUUGAUCCAGCAGUCUCUGGAACAGGAUCGCAAAAGAGAGGAAAUGAAGAAAAUGGAACAAGAUAAACUCCACCGUCAACUAGAGGAACAGUUCCAUCCUCGAGACGAGGUCAUGGAGCAUGAGCACAUGAGGCGGGUAUCGGAGACCGGCCGAGAACUGGAUGAGACAGAUGAGGAGGAGGAAGAGGAGGAGGAAGAAUACGAAGAAGAUCAGGUGGUGGAUGAUGACAAGGACAUUGAUGAAUCUGAGAAUACAGAAGAAGACAAUCAGAACAAUCACUCAGAACAGGAUAGCUCAGCAAUGGAUAUCCUGGAGACUGCAGCAGGGGAUAGCACCCCACUAAUGAUGCCCCCUGACCUGGAGGGAGAAAGCCCUACUGACUCCCCCGAGGAGAAGCCAAACAUGGAGGUGUUCGACCUACAAGAGAGUAGUAGCGAGUCCAUAUCUCCUGAUAUGGAGUCUCAGGCUUUGUUUAUUAAACUCAAAGAGGCCCAGUAUAAGAAUGCUGUAACUGAAGCAGAACUGGCUAAAGUGAAAGCCAAAAUUAUCAUGCUGGAAUCUGCCGAAAAUCAGAAAAAAGAAACGGAGAAGAAAUGUGAGCAGAUGGCCCACAGACUGAGGGAUAUGGAGAAGAAAUUGGAGAGUAAUCGCAAAGAGAUUAACCAUUAUCAGGAUUUAUUGGAGGGAUCUCAAGGCCAGUAUAUUGCAUUAGAAAGAAAAAUGAAAGGAGAAUUUGCAGGUUUAGAGAAGAAGUAUCACAAAGCCAAGAAAUUGAUAAAAGAUUAUCAACAGAGGGAAAAGGACUUUAUUCAGGAAAGAGAAUCCCUCUUACAGCAGCAAGCAGAGAAAAAUCAACAAUAUGAUGAUUUAGUCAAGUCCCUCAAAGACAGAAUCUUUGAGUUGGAGAAGGAGCUUGGGGAGGUUCAGAAGGUAGCAGGACUACCUGUACUUGUCCCCAGCAGCCAGCAACCACUGCCAUCCCCAACAAUUCAGCCCAAACUUGUGCAAAAAGUUGAAGCCUCUCCAUUAAAUGAAUCAAUAUCAUCCAGUUCUGAUGCAUCACCCAGUAAUAGAACAGAGAAUGGUCUGGAUGAUGAUAGUUCCUCAGUGGACAGCUUUAGAGAUGCUGUCCCUCACACCUCAUUACUGGACACUUCAGCCAAUCGUGACAAAGGUCAACUGGCCGCUGCUGGUAACAGGGCCAGAAGACCCCCUACAAAACGCAAUAUUAAGGGUUCUGAAGGUGAGACUGUAGAGGAAGAACUGGAUGAAAGUGGAUUAGAAACUUGGAUCAAACAUGAUAGCGACAGUACAGUCAAGAAAAGUGAUGCAAAAAAGAGAAAAGCUCAGCAGAAGAAUUUAUUACAACCCCCCAAUAUACCGCCCCCUCCCCCACCUCCCCAGGGGCCCGACAGUGAUUCUGUCAGUGACCAGUCCCACUCCAGGCAGGACAGUGAAAAUGAGGAUUCCUCCUCAACUGUGUCCCAGACUUCCUAUGACCCCUCUCAGCCGAUGUUUAAAAAUAUGCAGUCAGAAAUCCCAGACUCCCUACCUGAAGUGACAGAGAUCCCCUCCAUAGGCAGUGCAGGAAAAAGUAAAGGCCUAGGUUUGUCCAAACUGUUAAAAUUUGGUAAGAGUGGAAGUAGUGCAGAAAACACUGGUGUGGUUUUGUUGUCCAAUCGUUCUCUAAAUAAGGAUCAGUCAAGCUCGGGAGAGGAAGGGGGCAUAACUUUAAUAUCCAAACGUCCUCUGGAUAUGUCAACAGAGUCACUGGAUGUCAGGAGUUCAUCUCCCAAAUCUUUACCAGGUGUCAGUACAACAAGUGAUGUUUCCUCUUCAUAUAUGGUGCAAGAAUAUGAUGACGAAGACGGCAAGAAGACAUUUUUCUCCCUAAAUAUCUCAGGAACACCAGCCCAUGAUGACAAAUCUUCCAGUAAAAGACAAGUCAAUCAGUUUCAGUCUGGGUCCAUUUCGGAGUGGUCAGUGGAAAAUGUAGCCCACUGGUUAAUGCUUCUCGAGUUAGAAAAAUAUAUUCCUCUCUUUGCUGAGAAAAAUAUAACAGGACCUCAACUUAUUCAACUAGAUGGCACAAAGUUAAAGACAAUGGGCAUUGCUAGUAGUAAAGAUAGAGACUUACUGAAAAAGAAAAUUAAAGAAAUUAAAACAGGGAUGGAGAAGGAAAAGAAAAUUCAGGAGAAAGAAAGGAAAGCCAAAGAAAAAGAACAGAAAAAGCAACUUCAGAAGAAAAAAUGAGGACAGUAGUCCAUAGGAAUUAACUAUCGAUGUUGUGAAACUCUCAUCACAGGAUAUUCUGAUAUAGUGCUCUUCUAUCUACACAACUUGGUGAUGUCUCGGCAAAUACAUGAACAUGUAGUAUCCCAAAUCAUCUGACAAUUCAUUAAGUGUAAUACAGAAUUGAGAUAUUUUGUAUAUUGAUGUUUAUUGUGGAGAGAAGCUGAGUCCAUUUUUAGAAAAAAAUAUAAGGUUAGUAAGACAAGGUAGAGUUAAAGUUUUUUAUAGGAGGUUGACUCUUUGAAUGCAAUAAUUCCUGUAAGGUCAGUGAUACUUUUACAUGAACAAACUGAAGUGUUCAGACUGAGAAAAGACAGUGGUGUCAAGUCACAAAGUGUUGUCUACAUGCAAACAAAAGGGGUUGUUUUAACUGUUUUGUUGUUGUGAUUGGAAGAAUGAAGUAUUUUAUGUAUAAUUUACUGUGUACAAUAUGAUUGGUUGAUGUUUCAUCUUUUAUUUCCAUAUACUUUAUAUAUCAAACAAGACGAUUGGUUUGUCAUUUUUCUCUUGUAUUUUAUGAUUGGCUGAAAAACUGCCAUAUUGAUUGUCUCCCUAUCAUGAUUUUUUUUUUAAAUUCAUAAAUCUAAACAUGACUUUAGGAAGCUGAUGUCCUAGUUUCCUGUUUUCUAACAGGGUAUAUACUUGUAUAUAUAGCCAUGUUCAGAACAUUUGUCUCAGAGUUAACAGACCAGAUCAUAAUGGCCAAGAAAGGUGUUGAUGAGAACUACUGUAUAUCAUAUCACACACAUGUAACACCACCUAGAUCUACAGUAUGUGUAAGCUAUGGUUGUUAUCAAACAUGUAUAUCCCACCAUAUCUUUUUUUUUUAACGUGUAAAAUAUAUACUAGAGGUUGUUAAAUGUAUAUCAGAAAUAUAUUCAACUCGCGCUAUUGUUUGCGAUAUAUAUUAAGUAUUUGAUAUCUAUGUACAUGUAUAAUCAUAUUGUCAAAGACAAUACCAAGUAAACAUUCCAGAAACAUACUAACUCCAUUCAUCUAUGAAGUUACUCUCUGUGACAGUGAUUUUUCCCUCUUUUUCUGCAUUGUUGUUGGCAAAUUUUCAUCCAAGAAAACAUUAGCAUGUUACAUCAGCAUAACACCAGUGUGUUUUAUAACCUGGAAGGGAAAUUGGGGAGGUUAGUCAGGGGAUGUAUUUCUGACAGGGAGAACUUGGAUAUUCUGAUGCCAAUGAGAUUUAUAGGGAAUUUUAAUAGAAAAUCAAAAUUUGACUGCCAGUAUGGUUUAUUUAAGUGUGGAUUAAGAUUUUUUUUAUUAAUCUCACUGUAGCUUAUGGAAGACAAAUUUAUAUAUCUAUAUAUACAUGUAAAAAAAAGAAUACUCUCAGACUGUCACGAAAAACAUUUUUUCUGUGAAAACGUGGCACUUUUUAAUUGAAUGAAAAUACCUUUGAUAUUGGUGCUGAAAAUUUUUAGACAAGUAAAUUUAGACAUUUUUAAUGCCCCUCUAGUGAGUUUUCCCCCCCAAUUAGGUUUUUUCUGAAUUAAUUUCAUAGUACAUAUUCUAAUGAAAGUGAUCCUGAUGUUGUGAGUCAUUUGUCGUUUUCGUUUAUUAUUUUUUGUUUGGAAAGGUAACAGUUACUUCCUUUCCAUGACUCUGUUUUUCUGAGUUCAAACAAAUGAUUCACUUUCACAUAACUGGAUUAUUCAUGUCAGCUUUUUGCAGAUUUCAUUCAGAAUAUUAUUUUAGGGACCAUUUGAAAGAAGAAUUGUAGCAAGAGUAUUGUGUUUGAAUAGGUAUUCCAGUACACACUUACGUCAAUCAUAGACUAGAAAAUAAAUGGCCAGUUUGUAUGUUUGAAAAUUUUAAAUAGCCUGAAUAAACAAGGAGUUUUGGGCAUUGAUUAAGAUGAGUAUAACAAUUGAGGACCAAAUAAAUCAUUUGCACCGUUGCAGUGCUGUUCAACAUGCAAAUAUGAAAAGUGGUGUUCAAAACUUAAAUUACAAAAUUCUGAAGGAAAAAUCUUGUUUUAUUCAGCUCUGUUAUUUUCUUUUGAUAAAUUAGAUAAUUUGAAGAAAAAUGUUUACGAUGUCAUAGAAAUGUAUUUUUUUCCGAUGUCUCCCUUUCAGUCUGCCAAGUCCCAAUGGACUGGUGCUCAUCUGUGACAAAUUGGUGCAUAUAAAAUUGUUGCUGGAAAUUCAUUUUGGUAGAUUGUUGAAAUAUUUUAUUUAUACAUGUAUACACUGUAUUUAUACACCUAUAUAUAUAUAUAUGUAUUAGUGUUUACUUUUCAAUUGAAGGUUGUGUACAUCUGUAGGAGAUGAAGUUUUGAGCAGUAUCAGAUAUAUAUAUCAUAAAUUUGCUUUCCCUGCAUCUGAUGUGUUGAAAAAUACUGCAUACAGAGUGGGUUUUUUUCAUCUUUUUUUUUUUUUUUGAACAUGUUUUGCAAGAUGUAAAAAACAUUUAUAGAUACAUCAAAAUAUUUCCGCAAUGUACUAUUUGAAACCUAAGUGCUUUUUCUCAGCAAAAGAAUUUUCCACUAAAUCAAAUACAUGUAUAAAUAAAACCAUAUUUUAUUGGAUUGUUUACUAAUGUAGAGCAAUAAGCUUUGGCAUAUCUAAUCUUUAGUAUAAAUACGUCAUUAAAGUUAAAUUUGCUUGCUUUAAUUACAUGUAUUUAACAGCUGUAGUUCCUCAGUUGAGCUUGAAAAGUAUUAACAAAUACAUAUACAUCUGUAUCUUAUACAAGGAAAUAGGAUAAAGACUUUAUAUUCCCCCAAAAUCAUUCAGUACAUUUACAGUGAGUUGAAAAUAUUUAUGUAAGCAAUAUGUAUUCACUCUUUCUUGAUUUUAGGUUGUACAAAAUAUGUAUGAAAUUUACCAACAUGUUUAUGACCUGAUGUUUGAUAAAUUUUCAACAGUGGGUUAAAAUGAUUUGAAUUUUGAAGUUUUUAAAUGUAGAAAUGACAUGCAGAGGACAGUAUGUAAACAGAUAGGGAUAGGAUAAAAAAGGAAAUAAAAAAGGUUUUUGGCCAGAUAUUAUUUGGAUAUGACAUAAAUUGAAUCAUAUUGAACUACUUGGUACAGUAUAGAUAUUUAUAGACUGAGAGAAAAAAAAUCAGAUUGUGAAGAGGUGUAACUAAAAUAUUUAUUUUGGUCAAUAAGAAUAUAAGGGAGAUGACUCUGGUAUAAACAUGUUGGUUGUUUAUCAUAAUUCUAUAAAUUAAACGUAUAUUAUUGUAGUAGAGAGCACUUGUGUAUCUUCACACCUGUUUGUCAUCCACUCUCUGUUGUUCUACUUGAUGAAGAAGCUGUUAUUAAGAAUGUCCAUUGGUCAUAAUACAAAGUUAUCAAAAAUAUGCUGGAAAGUAAUCAUCUCUUAUAUCUGUCCAAAUGUUUUGGGAAAAUAUAAGAAGCAAUAUGCAAUCCUUCUUGAGUUCUUUCUUCUUUAUCUGGUAUCAGCUCGUUAAUUUGAUGAACAAAAUUUCAGUGCAAUUUACUUUCUUUGUUCUUUUAACACAAAAUGUUCAAUCAUUAAUCAAACAAUAUCAUACUACAAUCUAUGUGUCCGAUGGAUGAAUGGUGUAAUUCAAUGUGAUAAAAAAAUAAAUAUAUUUAUACAAGUACA